Molecule: messenger RNA, 801 nt
Organism: Alnus glutinosa
Lineage: Eukaryota; Viridiplantae; Streptophyta; Magnoliopsida; Fagales; Betulaceae
Product: protein GRIM REAPER
Exons: 1
Coding region: 53-511 (152 amino acids)
Source: RefSeq, a predicted model, not a curated record
GUUCCUUAACUUGCACUCAGACGGGCAAUCAUCCUCAACAGCUCAUCAGAGAAUGGCUUGCACUCUCCUCAACCGUGCACCCAUGCUCUCCCUACUAAUUCUCAUUCUCCUAUCUUUGCACUCUCAUUCAGCCUUCUCAAACGAUACCGAAGACGAUGAAGAUGAUCAGUACGUUGUCGACUCCCCACUGGCCAAUCUCAGAUCAAGAAGCCGGUUUUUGGCCACUGUGAUAAAGAAAGGUACGCGUUGUGAUCCCAUCGCUCACAACGUAUGCAAUGGGAUAUCGGCAAACAACGGGGCGAGCCUUCUCCGUUGCUGCAAGAAGCAUUGCCGCAACGUUCUUGGGGAUAAGAACAACUGCGGGCGAUGUGGGAAUAAGUGCAAGCAUGGACAACGUUGUUGCAGUGGAACCUGCGUCGACACUGCUUACAACGUUGAACACUGUGGCAAGUGCAAUAAAAAGUGUGCGCGUGGUCAUAAAUGCGAGUUUGGAUAUUGUGGGUAUGCUUGAAUUUGUUCAAAGCUCCGGUAAAUUGUAUAAUUAACAAGGAUAUAUGACGCUGGAUGAGAAAAGAAUAAAUAUGUUAUUUAAUUUUAAUUAAAUUAUUAGUUUCUGUUUGUAAUUUAAUAAUAAACUUGGCCCACAGUUAGUCAUGUUAGUUUAAGUUAUUUAUCAUUUUAAAAGUGGGAUUUGCCCUUGGCCCAAAGUCAGUCACAUCAAGGUUAGGGUUAGAGUGUCUAUUUAAGUGUAAUGUUCUCUUGUAAUAAGAUGAUGAUGGAAUAAAAAAAUAUGUUUGUGUU